This is a messenger RNA of Spodoptera littoralis (African cotton leafworm), 2602 nucleotides long. The record is from the annotation of a GenBank genome assembly. Lineage: Eukaryota; Metazoa; Arthropoda; Insecta; Lepidoptera; Noctuidae.
UCCCGCGAAAUACGUCUUACGUAUCGUAAUAUCGUGUUACAUUUUCAGAGUGUACAAAUUUUACUUUAAGUGUUUCAAAAAGAAUUAAAAUAAAUGUGUUUCAACGUGCGACGUUAAAUCAUUAAAGGAUUUGUAAAGAACCCAUCAAAUGUGCAGAUGUAGAAAUGUAACAAUAAAACCAAGAGUACCAUCGAAAAUGAAGCGGCGAUCGCUGACCACGGUACGUGAGGAGUCACCACAGAAGGCAUACGUCAGUGACGUCACGAUAUACGUCAUGGUGACCACUACAGCAGUCCUCAGUUACAUGAACAGCCUCAAUGGGGACUUUGUCCAUGAUGAUAUACCAGCCAUUGUGACAAACGGGGAUGUGAUCGGGACGAAUUCGUUGAAGCAACUGUUUCUGGACGACUAUUGGGGAAUGCCGAUGGCUGAUGUUAACAGUCAUAAGUCUUAUAGGCCGCUUACUACGCUGUCUUUUAGAUUAAAUCACGCCCUAGCAGGGCUGAGGCCGUGGUGGUGGCACGCGUGCAACGUUGCGCUACACGCUGCAUGUUGCGCCUUAGUGGCGCGAGCUUGCGUCACUAUCGCGCGACUGCAGCGCCCAUUCGCUGCACUAGCGGCACUCUUGUUUGCCGUGCAUCCUGUACACACUGAGGCGGUAGCUGGAGUAGUAGGCAGAGCUGAUGUGUUAGCUUGUAUUUUUUUUCUAUCAUCACUUCUAGUUUAUCACAGGCCUCCGAGCAACAAGAAGUGUGUUUGGCUCAGCGUCGUGCUCGGAGCUCUCAGUAUGCUGGCCAAAGAAACUGGCAUCAUGAUAUUUAUACUCAAUCUAGCCUUCGACUUUUAUAGAUGUUGGCCGUUUGUUAAAAGAUCAAUAUGUUCCUUAAAAAUUGAGAAGAAAUGUACAGGGCUAUCACUAAGGACUAUAAAAGUGGUAGUUUCUUUAGCCUUGCUGGUCUGUCUGAGACUAGCACUUUUACAAGGGACGUGGCCUUCAUUCUCACCACAAGACAAUCCAGCUGCCUUUCAUCCUAGUUUUUUUGUCAGAUUGAUGACGUUCUGCUACCUAGCGGCAUUCAACUGGUGGUUGCUCCUAUGUCCGUGGACUCUCAGCCACGACUGGCAGAUGGGGUCAGUGCCACUGAUCACCAGCGGUUGGGACCCCAGGAACUUGCUCACUUGUGCCGCUUUUGGGGCACUGCUGGUACUGUGCUAUCGGUUUAUUGCCGAUUUAGAGGUACAGAAGCACACGCCGGCAGUGAUCGGCGUCCUCCUAAUGGUUCUACCCUUUGUGCCUGCCAGCAAUUUAUUGGUAACAGUGGGAUUUGUAAUUGCCGAGAGAGUGCUUUAUAUACCAAGCGUGGGUAGUGUAAUAAUAACAGCGUACGGUGUACAACUGAUGUGGUGUUCGAAGCCUGGCACGAAGGUGUACCUGGCGAUUGGUCUGGCGGUCCUAGCUGCCAGUGGAGUGGCUAGGACACAUCGUAGGAAUGCUGAGUGGAGGGAUCGAGCUACUUUAUUGAGGGCGGAUUUAGUGACUUUGCCGCAGAACGCUAAACUGCACUACAACUUGGCAAACUUUCUACGCGAGACAGAACAACAAGACAGCGCCAUCAAACAUUACAAAGAAGCUUUGAGAUUAUGGCCAAGUUACGCGAGUGCUCACAACAACAUAGGCACUCUGGUGUCGGGUAUGGAUAACGCUGAACAUCAUUUCUUACAAGCGAUAAAGUUUAAUAAGUACCACGUGAAUGCACACUACAACCUCGGCAAGCUUUAUAAAAAAAGUGGCAGAAUGCAGCAAGCAGUAACAAUGUUAGAAAAAUGCAUAUGGCUGCAGCCUAGAUUCGUGCAGGCGCAUGUCGAACUGUUGUCCUUGAAGACAGAUAAUGAGAAGCAGAGGAUCCUGAAGAGACUGAUCGACCUGGAACCGAGUAACUGGGAACAUUAUGUGCUGUAUGGUGAUUGGUUGAGAAGUAGAGGGUUGCCAGCACCAGCUGCAAAAUACUACCUGGAAGCAACAAGACUGAGUUUUAGGUAUCGAGGGGCUGAGAGGAACGUUAGAGCAGACCUGAUUACCUUCAGGUAUACUGCGCUCAUGUACCGGUCACUGGGACAGAAGUCUAGGACACUGCAGUUACUAACAAGGUGGCACACGUGGAGACGAGGCUGGCCGAGUGCAGCAGCAGCACACAUGUACUUAAGAGACUGGCGACUCAAAAUGGAGUUGGAAGGUCGAGCACAAAUAUAUUCUAAGGCUGUCAGUCCUACAAAAUCAACAAAAUGCUUCGACCACACACAGCUAGCGGUCGGAUCAAAAGAAGAACGAAUACCACAAAAAGAAGAAAAAAAUAAAACUGUGGACACAAAAAGUGCUAUCAAAAUCUCAAGUGAUAAAAAAGACAGUGACAAUAGAUCGUGCGGGACCAAAAAACGUAACUUAUCUGUUUCGUCACAAAUAAAGACAACACACAAUAAAUCUGAGAUCGGAUUAAAAGACAAAAAAUGUACCUUGCAUAGAAAAGAUAAGAAAAAGAAUAAUGGCGUUAUAGCGAACAUAGGUGCGCCAUUAGCUGAACAUAUACUUAUGAAGACGUAUUAA